AUGAAGCUCCACGUGCUGGACCUGAAGUCCGGGGCGACCGAACUAAACGAUGUGGAUGACACGGAUACAAUUGGUGCUCUGAAGCAAAAGUUGUUUGAAGCGAGCCUGAUCGACGUGGAGCCUUCGAAACAGAGACUGAUUCACGCCGGAAGAGAACUCUCCGAUGAGAAAAAGCAGCUCCGGGAAGAGCGAGUUGGUGACGGCGACGUAGUCGCUGUCAUGAAAUCACGGGUCACGAAAUCGGGGAAUAGCAGAGGUCGGGCGCGACAGGCGAUCAGCGAGCCAGCAGCCAACCUCCAUCUGAUCAAUAAGCUGAUGGCACGGGCCGGCUCAGUCGUCGCUCAACAAACUUCCAAUGGGGAUCCGCUGGACUUGCAGGGUCUGAAACUCUCUGAUGGCGCGGAGUCUACGCAGGUUGGCGGAGUCCAGCAGAGCGUGACACAAGCCACUGGGCGAGGCCUUGGAAUCACCCUGCCUGAGCCGGACGCUCGAGCCGUCGAACAGCUCGUGGAGAUGGGUUUCCCGGAGGCGAGGGCGAGGAAGGCACUUCUCCUCCACCUGAACCACAGCCCUGCUGCGAUGGAGUGGCUACUCGAGGUGGGAGAUAGCCCGGAGGCCGACGCGGAGCUCACCGAUGCGCAGAUAAGACAUAUCAUGAGUGCAUCGACAGUGCACCCGCUUCUCAGGAUGAGGCAAGAGGCAUCGAGCGCAACACAGGGGCCCGACGAGACAGUCAUCCAGCGACUUGUGGAGAUGGGCUUUGCUCGGGAGGAGGUGUUGUCCGCCUUGGCCGCAACGAACAACGAUUACGACGCCGCGUGCGCAUGGUUGCUCGGGGAAAGGGGUAAUUCGGGGGCGUAUCAGGCGCAAACUGGCCAGAUGAAUGACGGGUCCGGUGCGCAGGGAAACCCGGAGAGUAUGCAGGCGCUUCUUGGCAACAUUCUUACUCAUCCAGCCAUCCAGGCAGGCAUGCAGUCCGAGCGUGUGCUUCAAGCUUUUCAAGCGAUGAUUGAGGAUCCAUCGUCGGCACAUGAUUAUCUGAACGAUCCCGAGGUUGGACCCAUCUUGCUCCGCGUGCACUCCAUCCUGUCGCGCGUCGCGGACCAACGCGGGCAACCCUAA
This is a messenger RNA of Micromonas commoda, 1122 nucleotides long. RefSeq lists its product with no specific name. Lineage: Eukaryota; Viridiplantae; Chlorophyta; Mamiellophyceae; Mamiellales; Mamiellaceae. The record is from RefSeq and is a predicted model, not a curated record. The transcript has a single exon. The coding region runs from base 1 to 1122 and encodes 373 amino acids. Gene Ontology annotation, molecular function: protein binding.